AUGUUGGAUGGGGAUCACCAACAUUCCAUAAGAUGGGGAGAGAAUCACUCUGCCAUUCAUCCUGCUUCUAAUCUAGUCUUUGGUGCAAGAACCAAACUUGUUGAAGUUGAUUAUCAUUUCACUAUAGAAUUGACAUGUUUUUCUUCAAGACAAGCUUUCACAUAUGCUAAUUGGGUAGGGUGUCCCAUUGAUCAGAGGUCUACCAGUGGCUGGUGUAUCUAUCUUGGUUCAAAUUUAAUUUCCUGGUCAGCUAAGAAACAACCAACAACUAAGAAACAACCAACUGUGUCUCGCAGUUCUACUAAAGCUGAGUAUGGUGGUCUUGCUAUGACUGCUGCUGAGUUACUCUAUUUGUCCAAGUUAUUCAAAGACAUUGGCUUUCAGUUACCUUCUCCUCCUCUUCUCUGGUGUGACAAUUAA
Prunus armeniaca (apricot) is the source of this 420-nucleotide messenger RNA. Lineage: Eukaryota; Viridiplantae; Streptophyta; Magnoliopsida; Rosales; Rosaceae. The record is from the annotation of a GenBank genome assembly.